This is a messenger RNA of Dromaius novaehollandiae (emu), 1966 nucleotides long. RefSeq names its product phospholipid phosphatase 2 (gene PLPP2). Gene Ontology annotation, cellular component: plasma membrane. The coding region runs from base 251 to 1105 and encodes 284 amino acids. Gene Ontology annotation, molecular function: phosphatidate phosphatase activity. NCBI's taxonomy places the organism in Eukaryota, Metazoa, Chordata, Aves, Casuariiformes, Dromaiidae. Gene Ontology annotation, biological process: phospholipid dephosphorylation; phospholipid metabolic process; signal transduction. The transcript is spliced from 6 exons. The record is from RefSeq and is a predicted model, not a curated record.
CCCCGUCCCGCCCCGGUGCCGCCCCGUCCCGUCCGCCCCGUCCGCCCGGACUUUACCUCCCGGCCGGGCCCGCGCCGCUCCGCUCCGCUCCGCUCCGGGCCAUGUGAGCCGCGGGCCGGGCCGCGGGGCCGCAUCGAACCGGCACCGGCUCCGCCUCGGCACCGGCUCGGCUCCGGCUGCGCCUCGGCCGUCGGCUCCGCUCCGGCGCCCCCCGCCCCGGCUCGGCUCCGGCUCCGGCUCCGGCUCCGGCAUGGAGCGCAGGAAGGUCUUCGUGGUGCUCGAUGUCCUCUGCGUGGUGGUCGCCUCUCUGCCCUUCAUCAUCCUCACGCUGGUCAACUCCCCGUACAAGCGGGGCUUCUACUGCAACGACGACUCCAUCCGCUACCCCUACAAGGCAGACACCAUCACCCACGGCCUCAUGGCCGGCGUCACCAUCACCUGCACCGUUGUCAUUAUCUCGGCAGGGGAGGCUUACCUGGUCUACACGGAGCGUCUCUACUCCAAGUCGGAGUUCAACAACUACCUGGCCGCCCUCUACAAGGUGGUGGGGACUUUCCUCUUCGGGGGGGCCAUCAGCCAGUCCCUGACCGACCUGGCCAAGUACAUGAUCGGCCGCCUCCGGCCGAACUUCCUGGCCGUCUGCAAUCCCGACUGGUCCAAGGUGAACUGCUCCCUCUACGUGCAGCUGGAGAGCGUCUGCCAGGGCGAGAGCAGGAACGUCACCGAGUCCAGACUGUCCUUCUACUCCGGGCACUCCUCCUUCGGCAUGUACUGCAUGGUGUUCCUGGCGCUCUACGUGCAAGCCCGCCUGGUGUGGAAGUGGGCCCGCCUGCUGCGCCCCACCAUCCAGUUCUUCCUCAUCGCCUUCGCCGUCUACGUGGGCUACACCCGGGUCUCCGACUACAAGCACCACUGGAGCGACGUGCUGGCGGGGCUGCUGCAGGGCGCCCUCAUCGCCGUCCUCACCGUCCGCUACGUCUCCGACUUCUUCAAGCACCGUCCCCCGCUGCCGUGCGAGGAGAAGGACGCGGAGCGCAAGCCCAGCCUGCCCCUGACCAUGAGCGACCCCGACCGCAAUCACUACAGCUACCGGGGCGCCCCGUGAGCCGCGCGGGGACGGACGCCCGCCCGCGGGGGCACGGACGGACAGACGGACGGACGGACUGCGGCCCCCGGCGCAGCUUCGCGUUGCUUCCGCGCCCCUCACGCCCCGCCGGCGUCCGCGGGCGCCCGGCCCCUCACCCCCACCCUGGGCCACGGCUCCCCGCGCCGGCGCGGCGCUGGCAGGCAGCACCCGUCCCAUCCCCGGCGGUGCCGGCUGCCCACCCACCCCUGUGCCCCGCUGCGGGGCCGGGCGGGGGCACGAGGCGUGGGGGGGGGGGUGCUGCGCCGGGAAACCGCGCCAAGCCACGGGCAGACCCGCGGGAGGGCUGAGGCCGCCGGAGCCGAGCGAGCGUCCUGGUGCAGCCCUGCAGCCUCACGAGCAUGAAUCCUCCCCAGCGCGGGGGGAGGAGGGCGGCCGCCGGGCUAGCGAGACUUUUUUGGAAAGGAUUAAAGCAACCCAGCGCUCCUCUCCACUCCCCCAUUGCCUUUAAAAGCGCUGCUGGCUGCAGGGAGCACAGGGCACGGGCCAGGCUGGCUUCCGCGGUGCCCCGUGCCGUGGGGCUGCCGUGGGGCUGCCGUGGGGCUGCCACAGUCACCUCUCGCCCGCCGCAGGCUGCGGGGAGGCUCGUGGGUCGCGGGCUCUCCUGCAGCUCCAGCCCAUCCUUGGAGGGGGCAAGGGGCGACGACUCCUGUGGCAGGGGAAGGUAAACCAGGCUGCGGGAAGGGGCCCUUCGCCGUCCCCCUCCCUGCGCGGCUGCUCGGGCGCUGGGGAGCUGCGGGCCUCCUGCUCUUAAACUACGUGCAUUUUCAUAAUGAUGUGUUUUUAUAAAAAUGUUUUUUAAAUUAGAUCAUCCUUAAAGAA